UGGCUUCUACCAUAGAGAAGGGCGGGAGAUAGAAAUCCAGGAGCGCGCAUCUCAAACCCCGGGCUCUCCUCUCCUCCAGCUGGUCACAAGCAACAACCCUACAUCCAACAACACACCUCAGUACCGGGCCUCCAACCACCGACACUGGCAGACCCCUUAAAGACAACAAAAACGCGGAAUAAUACGAGGAUAUAUCGGGAAAUAUUCAUGCACAUGUCGUGAAGCAGCUGCUGGACAAAUCAUAAACAACAGAAAAACAGAGGGAAAUGUCUCGGUGGCCGCGCGGAGAGGAUAGUGAGGAAGCCAUGCAUCAAGACACGGAUUCUGACGUGGCAGAGCGAGGAGACGGUGGGAAAGUGAAGGUGAAAUGGACCCAGGAGGAGGAUGACAAACUCAAGGCGCUGGUUCAAAAGCUGGGGACUAAUGAUUGGAAACACAUUGCCAACUACAUACCAAACCACAGUGAACCCCAGUGUCAGCACCGCUGGUUUAAAGUCUUGGAUCCAGAGUUGGUGAAAGGCCCUUGGACCAAAGAGGAAGAUGAGAAGGUUAUAGAGCUUGUGAAUCUGUACGGAAACAAACAGUGGGCCACGGUAGCCAAGCAUCUGAAGGGCAGACUGGGGAAGCAGUGCAGAGAGCGCUGGCACAACCACCUCAACCCCAACGUGAAGAAAUCAUCAUGGACGGCAGAGGAGGAUCUAAUUAUCUACAAAGCCCACUGCCUGCUGGGAAACCGCUGGGCCGAGAUCGCCAAGCUGCUCCCAGGAAGAACGGACAACGCAGUGAAGAACCACUGGAACUCCACCAUCAAACGCAAACUGGAGAUGGGUUUCUACGCCGGAGAGGUGUUCGGUCCGAACGAGCUUGAAGAGCUUUUAGCCCGCGUGAAUAAAGACGAACAGGUGCUCAGUUGUUCCCAAGACGGUCCAGAAAAGGAGUCUGAGCAGAGAACGCAACCUUCAGAAACGCCCGUCUGUGUUAAAGUCGUCUCCACAGCAGCAGGACCAGCGAUUUCUCCGUCGUCUCCGAGCCAGAGUCUGAGUCCUAAGAGCGAAGCUCAGAGUCCAGGAGAGAUCAGCACCAGCUGGGUGGUGGACAGCUCCGGCUUCCUGUCUCCCACCGGACCCGUCCUGAAGGAGGUGCUGGACAUGGUGGACGGGGAUAUCGACGGCUGGUGUAACCUGGAAGCCUUCGACCUCCCGGUGGACAGUCCGAGUCCCGAGCGGCACCAGUUUCGCCUGGAGGGCAGCGCCUUGCAGGAGCUGAGUAAGAACAGCAAAGGGGAGCUGAUCCCCAUCUCUCCGGGGGGGGUGACCCCGCCCUCCAUCCUGACCCACAGGAGCCGCAGACGCAUCGCCUCGUCCCCCGACGGGAACAACUCCAUGACUCCCAAAAGCACUCCUGUCAAAAUCCUGGCCUUCUCUCCCUCUCAGUUCCUCAACAUGUGGACCAAGCAGGACACUCACGACCUGGAGAAUCCGUCGCUCACAUCCACGCCCGUGUGCAGCCAGAGGCCCCUCGUCUCCACCCCUCUGCAGAGAGACAAGACCCCCCUCACCCAGAAGGAGAACUCAGUAUUUGUGACACCCAACCACAAGUUGGAUCUGUAUACGACCCCACGAACUCCGACGCCGUUCAAAAACGCCAUGGAGAAAUACGGGCCUCUGCAGCCUCUGCCUCAGACUCCCAACCUGGAAGACGACAUAAACGAAGUGAUCCUGAGAGACGCUGGGAUCGACUUUGUGUCCUUGAGAUCCACUCCUCCUGAGCAAAGACGCAAAACAAUGCAUCGGGCUCCUAUGAAGAAAGUGAGGAAAUCCCUCGCUCUCGAUGUGGUCGACUGCCAUGUGUCGAAACGAAAGGCCAUCAAACUGGAAGCCAGACACAACAUCAAGGAAGAACCCAUGAUAGUUUCUCUCAGCUCCUCGUCGUUCUGCAGCAAGCAGCAGGACAGUAUUUUGGAUCAGGGCUUCUUGAUGGGACCCAGUGACAGCGACAUAUUCCCCAGCAACGUGCCUCCAGCUCCAAUGUCUAAAGAAUGGGAGACGGUGGUUUGUGGGAAAACUAAAGACCAGCUCUUCAUGACGGAGAAAGCGAGAUGUUACCUCCGCUCGUUAAAAUCUCACUCCACCAACCGGGCUCUUAUUCUGUCCUGAGACGUCUUCAAACCAACAUGCACACACUGCUGCUGCUGUUGUUGUUGUUGUUUUUCCCUGUAAUGUUGUAAUAGUGUCAUGUGUACUCUAUUUUCUGUCCCUAACAAUCAAAACACUGAUAAUAUAUAGCUCUAACUUGAGAGAGAGAAUGGUGCUUUUAUAUUUAAUCUCACAAACACCAAAGGCUUUAAAAAACAAGUCAUGAAUCACAUACGGUCACUUAAGAAAGAACAAUGAAUGGAAAAUGGAAAAAUCACGGCUACAUACUUUAGCUAUCACUGAGAAGACAUGUUUUUUACAUAAUGUGUGUGUAAUUGAACAGUUUUUUAAAGUUGUGAACAGUACAAUGACUCAGGUCAGGCCGUAUAUUAAGUAUUGUUUGUAAAAAAUUGAAUAUGGAGGAUAUUCAGACGGCUUGUUCAGAAAUGAGAUGGGGGGGGGGGUUCAUGUUGAAAAAUGUUAAGUAAACAUUGUCUUGUUGUACAAAUCAGUUUAGCAUGUGUGUAGAUUUAUGAUAAGCAUCUCAAAUCAAAGUGAGGACUUCAGAGUGAAAAGUGACUGCAGUUCCUCGAGGUGACUGACUGUUUGCAUGUCAUUUCAACACAAUGGAUGCUGUACCAACAUUGAUGGCAAGAGUAUUAUGUAUUUUGGCACUGUUUGUAAAUAUUUAGAGUUGUAUGUUUUUUAUCAUACAGCAUUUUGUGAAGAAAUGUAAUAAAACACAAUAUGUCCGAUUCACA
Messenger RNA from Trematomus bernacchii (emerald rockcod), 2896 nucleotides. It is a transcript of the gene mybl2b, whose product is annotated as v-myb avian myeloblastosis viral oncogene homolog-like 2b. The transcript has 15 exons. The record is from RefSeq and is a predicted model, not a curated record. Gene Ontology annotation, biological process: regulation of DNA-templated transcription. Bases 267 to 2156 code for a protein of 629 amino acids. Gene Ontology annotation, molecular function: DNA-binding transcription factor activity, RNA polymerase II-specific; RNA polymerase II cis-regulatory region sequence-specific DNA binding. Gene Ontology annotation, cellular component: nucleus. NCBI's taxonomy places the organism in Eukaryota, Metazoa, Chordata, Actinopteri, Perciformes, Nototheniidae.